CUUCCCCUCAGGGUCCCACUAAAUCCCCCCCUCUGUCCCCUCAGGGUCCCCCUAAAUCCUUUCAUUCCCUCAGUGCUCUCAGGGUUCACCCGUCCUCUUAGCACCCAGCUGGGUGCCCCCAUUCCCUCAGGAUCCCACUAAAUCCCCCUGUCCCCUCAUGAUCCCACUGAAUUCCUCCAUCCCCUCAAUACCUACCUGGGUACCACAUCCCCUCAGAUCCCAGUAAAUCCCCCCUCUCCCCAUAGCACUCAACCAGGUCUCCCAUCCCCUCAGAUCCCACUAAAUCCCUAGUCCCACUUGGUGCCCCAGGACCCAUUUCCCGUUGGAAGGGGGAAUUUCCCAAGCGGAAUUUCAGCAGGGCUGCCCUGCAACCCUUGGCCGGGCACCAUGUUCUACGUCCAUUUGCUCAUCAGCAAGCGGGGGCCGCUGGCCAAAAUCUGGCUGGCUGCCCACUGGGAGAAGAAGCUCACCAAGGCACAUAUCUUUGAGUGCAAUUUGGAGGCCACCGUGCAAAAAAUCAUCUCCCCAAAGUUUGCUAUAGCUCUGCGAACCUCUGGACACUUACUCCUGGGAGUGGUGAGGAUUUACCACAGGAAAGCCAAGUACCUCUUGGCAGACUGCAGUGAAGCUCUGACCAAGAUGAGGACGGCCUUUCGCCCAGGGCUUCUUGACCUUCCAGAGGAGAACUUUGAGGCUGCUUAUCAGUCCAUUACAUUACCUGAAGAAUUUCAUGAUUUUGAAACACCACUACCAGAUGUAAAUGCCAUCGAUGUUGCUGAACAUUUUACCUUGAAUCAGAGCAGAGCUGAAGACAUCACACUCGCAGAGGAUUACGAAAGCAGUAUACCUCUCUGUGUCAGAAACUUUGAGGAAGAAGCAGAUGCACUGAGAAGACAAAGCUUCCUUGAGGGCAGCUUCCUGACGAGCAGUAACAGUCUGGGGACUGAUCACAACUCGGCCAGUGCCAGUGGUGACAAGUCUGUGCUGCAUGAAGAUGUGUUCUGCUUCCAGCAUGACUGCUUUGGAGAUGAGGAGGAUGCUGCAGAUAUGAUUGAAAUCCUGUUGAGGGAUGAGCAAAAUGGCCUAGAUAAAGACAUCCUGGACAUGGAGGAAGCACGCCCUUUGUCACCAGAUCUGCCGGAGAACAGCACAACCAUUGAAUCCAACUGUGCAGACACCACCAUGAAGGACGUAAGUCACACAAUGAAUGAGACAUUCCUUCUGUUCAGAGAAGAAGGAUUUGUGCUUGAGCCAGUUGAUGACACAGCUGUCACCCCAAGGAAAAGAAACAAAAGAAAAAGGAAGCUGCUGGUGGAUGUACAGAAGGAGCUCAGCUGCAAUGCCAUUUACAACCAGCUCACCAACUGCACAGACAUCCUGGCCACGCUGGAACUCGCUCCCCCAACCAAGAAGACGAUGAUGUGGAAGGAGUGGGGGGGUGUGGAUAAACUCCUGUCCCACUCCACGCAGCCCGUGGUUCACGCUGACCUGCAACAGCUGUUUGAAAAAUGCUUCAAGAGUGUCAGAUUUAAGAUGAGAGGAGGUGGAGUACAGAGGGUCUCUGAAAUGGAAGAAAUGCGAAAAGAGCAAGAUACCACAGGGAUGCUGCCAGUAGAAGAGCCAAGUUACCUGCAGGAGUCAGCUCAUUCUGAGACUGAGAGAAAUAUUAGAAAUGAUUCCUUUAUGAUUAUUCCACCACGGAAUGCCAGAAAUGAAACCAAUGAGAACUGUGAUGAAACCAUACUGGAUGGGGCAGCUUUCUCCGAGAGCUCAAAAACUUCCUUGGGCCAGGAAGCUGAAGAACAGCAGGUGGAGGUGCCAAAGGAGCAAAAAAGGAUCAAGAAGGACAGUGAAGAAAUAAAAUGGAGCAAAAGAACUCUUCAGUUACACAAAACUUUACAGCACCUGAGGAGAUCAGGCUCGUGCUCCUUCAGUUUUCGGGAGCUCUGCCGGAACAACAGCCGGAAAGAAGCGGCAGCCAAGUUUUACGUCCUCCUGGUCCUGAAGAAGCAGCAGGUCCUGGAGCUGCGGCAGCGCGAGCCCUUCGCGGACCUCACGGCCACGGCCGGGCCCAUGUUCGGCACAGUGGGAUCAGCUCACCAAAACACACCUUAGGGGACGUCCUUGCAGCAAAUGGUUUUCCUGGGAAAAGGGUUGAGCGUCUUGUCAAAGCGUGGGAGCUGAGCAGAGAGCUCUCCCUGCCAUUUACACCCCUCAAGCAGUGGCCUGUGCGGGUGUGCUGCCCCAGGUGCUCACUGCUGGGCUUGGCUUUAAUAUUUAUGGUUAUAGGAUGAGUUAUAGGAUGGUUAUAAGAUAGGUUAAUAAAAUACCAUUAAAUAUAUAUUCUAUAUAGGGGAUUUACAUUGUCGGGGAUUUUAUAAAAGUCCUUGAAGGGUUUUUAUAGAAGUCCUUCAAAGCCUUUUUCGGGGACCACCUUUGGAGAUUACAUUAUUUUUGUCGAGGCUUGUGUCUGUUAAUCCUCUCACACCAUCAGUAAGAGAUGUCUGUUAACUCCCCUUGGCAAAAAAUUUAGUUAAAAUUAUUCCUUUCAAAGAAUGUUUAGUAUUUGAUAUUUUAAGAUCUAGUAAGGUCCUGUCUCCGGUGUUGAUUUUUGUGUGUUCAGGCAGACAGAGGUUACACUGGCCCUAGAAGGGUCCAUAAGCUUUAGGAAGAAAUUCUAUUUCCUAGGAAUCCUGCUAUGUCAGAUUUCACAGAGCUUGUUUACUUAUUAGCACCUUUAUUCACGUGUAGAUUUACUUAAAAAUUGAUGUUAACAGAAAUGUUACUAGUUCCUUGUAUUUUUGUCUAAUUUAAGAUAAAUUUUACCCCUUUCACUGUUAUCUUCUGAAGCUCUUCGUUUUGUUGCCUCCAGCAGGCACCACAGGGGUGGUUGUGCCCCCACUCAGGUGCUCUGGUGCUGUGGGGACACUACUUCAUGUGGAAUCGAUAAAAAUUAGAUGUUUCCUUCA
Molecule: messenger RNA, 2969 nt
Organism: Empidonax traillii (willow flycatcher)
Lineage: Eukaryota; Metazoa; Chordata; Aves; Passeriformes; Tyrannidae
Gene: RAD21L1
Product: RAD21 cohesin complex component like 1
Exons: 13
Coding region: 388-2115 (575 amino acids)
Biological process (GO): synaptonemal complex assembly; mitotic sister chromatid cohesion; replication-born double-strand break repair via sister chromatid exchange
Cellular component (GO): cohesin complex; synaptonemal complex
Molecular function (GO): chromatin binding; protein binding
Source: RefSeq, a predicted model, not a curated record